GGAGACCAGCUUCUUUCCCGAGUGUUCUGCCCACUUCUGUUCGUGUGCAUUUGCUUCCUUCUCUUCUCACACGUAGGUCAUGGCGACCGAAGCCCCAACGACCGCCGAGACGGCGCCCGAGGGCGCGGGCGUGGUGGCGCCGACCGAGACCGUUGAUCAGUAUGUCGGGGUGGAUCUCGGAACCAGCGGGUAUCGACUCUCGACGAUGCACGAGAAUGGCAGCGUCGACCUCCUUGUCAACAACCUCUCCGCUCGCACCACCCCCUUUGUCGUUGGCUUUAAGAACGAUUCGCGUUUGUUUGGCAAUGCUGCCGCCGACUCGGCCUCAACCAACUCUCGCAACACCAUCACCGACCUGCUGACGCGCGCCUCCGCCUCCGAUCAGGACCAGGCCACCAUCGAGGUGGAAUACGAAUGGGAUGGCCAGACUCGCCAUCAGUUUGACAUCACCCAGGCUCUCCUCUUCGCCUUUGAAGAGGUCACGCGCCGCGCUGCCGAGCUGCGCCAGCGCGCACAGGCCGCUGCCCAGAGCCAUCAAAGCGUUGUUCAGCACAUUUGCCUGGCCCUGCCCACCGCCAGCCCAGAGCUGCAUAACCGCGUGCAGACAGCCGUUCGGCUCGCCCAGCACCUCCAGGAGGGGGCUCAGCCGUGCCAGGUCCAUCUGAGCACUGCCAGCCAAGCGCUUCUGGCGGCUUAUUGCCACCGCUACAAGCUCACCAUCGAUGCCCCCCAAGAGGCUGCCCCGGCAACUGAUAACGACGCCGAGAGCGCAGACACCGUGGCCGCGCCCGCUCCGGCCAGCGAAGAUGAGCCAGCUGCUUCCGUGGUCGCCGUGGUGGAUGUGGGACAGGGCUUUGCCAACGCGAUCCUAAUUCAACGCACGGCCGACACGGCCAAGCUCCUGGCGGCCACCUCGGCCACGUUUGGUUGCCAAACCCUCGAUGAAGCCUGGUUCAACACCCUCAGCCAGGACAUCACGGCCAAGUACAAGGAACCUGUGCCGCGCGACUCGCGCAACGGCCUCCGCUUGCUGGACGCCUGCUGCCGAGCACGAACCGUGCUCAGCGCCAACAAUUCGACCGAUAUCGUCCUUGAAUGCUUUGGCGAGCGCGAGUGCGAUGUGGCCUUAAAGGUCCAACGCGAUGGUUUCAACGCCGCCUGCGCUGAUCGCAUGGCCCCCUUGGCCGCCAUUCUGGAAGAACUCCUCUCUUCUGCCAACCUCAGUGCAGCCGACAUUGAGGGUGUCGAACUGGUCGGUGGCGGCACCUGUGUACCCCUUGUCCAAAGCACCAUCGAGAGCGUUUUGGGUGAAGGCAAGCUACGCACCACGCUUGACCGUAGCCAUGCCGUGGCCAUUGGUACCGCUGUCCUGGCCUCCUGGAAGGCUGGUGAUAAUACUGAAGCACCAGACACCACUGCAGCAGCCGAACUUCAGAGCCACGAACAAGCCUGGCUCGAGGCCGAGCAGCGCAUGCGUGAGCAGGACGCCAACCUGCGCGCAAUUGGGGAGGCUCGCAAUCACCUCGAGGCCUUUCUAUUUGCCACCCGUCAGCGCCGAGAUGGACCCUUUGGAGACAAGUUCAACGCCGACGCCACUCUUCCACUCUUGGACUCGACUGAAGACUGGCUCUGGAGCGAGGAAGCCGAGGGCGCCACUUCGCCCGACGUUUACACUGCGCGUCAGACCCAGCUGGAGGAAGAGGUGCAAAAACUUAAUGCAGAGUAUUUUGCUGCCGUUGCCGCAGCCGAGGCAGAAAAGGCGGCCAAGGAGGCGGCUGAACGGGCACAAUGGGAAGCCGAGGCAGCAGCGCAGGGCGAGAGCGGCGAUGAUGCUUUGAAGCACGAUACGAGAAAGCUGAAAAAGGCCGACCGCAUGCGCCUCGUCCUCAGGAACAAAGACGAGGCAGCCGAGCUGUACAAGGGUGGCAACUACGCCCAUGCCAUGGCCCGUUAUCAAAAGGCCCUCUUGCACUGUGAUCAGUUUUUCGACCUCAGCGAUGAGGAUAAGGCCGAGGUGGCCACCCUCAAGGCCACGCUGUACUUGAACAUUGCCAUGUGCAACAGCCAACAAUCAUCGUGGAAAAAGGCCAAAGCCAAUUGCGAGACGAGCCUGGAGCUCAACCCGCAAAAUCACAAGGCCUACUACCGUUUGGCCGUGGUGUAUGAGAAUUUGAAGGACUAUCAGGAGGCACUCAAGGCCGUGGGCAAGGGUCUGGCCCUGGAACCCGAGAACGAGGCGCUGACCAAGCUUGAGACGCGCCUCAAAGCUAAGGAGGCCAAGGCGCGUGCUCAAGAAAAGAAGAUGUAUGCCAAGAUGUUUGGCUAACUUGAGUGCAUGGCCCAGGGGACUGUAGAACGUGCGGGCACUGCCACAGCUGGAGCAACGGCACACAAAUGCACACACGUGUCAAGUAGUGAGUCAAUUGACUGAUCAGAUCACG
Molecule: messenger RNA, 2441 nt
Organism: Monosiga brevicollis MX1
Lineage: Eukaryota; Choanoflagellata; Craspedida; Salpingoecidae
Exons: 5
Coding region: 80-2326 (748 amino acids)
Molecular function (GO): ATP binding; ATP-dependent protein folding chaperone; protein binding
Source: RefSeq, a predicted model, not a curated record